CGCCGUCAAGUGGAAGUGCGAAACCAAAUGAUGAAAAAAGUGCUCAGCUUCCUUUCACUCCACUACAAUCCCAUUGCAUUCCGCCUCAAAAUGGCACAUAAGAUUGAGAAGCUCAACGCUGCUUUGGAGGAUUUAAAUAAUAGGGCAGGUGGCAUUGGGCUUGUUGCAAGGUUAUCGACCUCUCAUGAUAAUAGAGCAGCAGUACUUGACAGGGAAACCGUCCCCGGCUUUGAUCAGGAUGAAAAGAACAUGGUCGGAAGGGAUGAGCUUGUGUCAGAUAUAGUUACAGACUUAAUCAACUCAAGCAAUAAACGAGAGACUCGUCCUUGUGUUAUGGCUAUUGUGGGAAUGGCAGGCUUAGGAAAGACCACUUUGGCUAAAGCAAUAUAUCAUGAAAAUGAGAUAGGCAGCCAUUUCAACAGAAAAAUAUGGGUAUGCGUAUCUAACCCUUUUGACGUGAAGACGAUUUUAAGCGGGAUCUUGGAGUAUCUUAACCAGACAAAGGCUGGGGUAAAAGGCAAGGCAGCAAUAUGUGAAAGCAUCCAAGAAAUUUUGGAAGGGAAUCGAUAUCUCCUCAUUCUUGAUGAUGUAUGGAACGAGGAUCCUCACAAAUGGGAAGAGUUGAUGAGUUGUUUGUUAAAUAUCAAAGAUACUCAAGGAAGCAGCAUCCUUGUCACUACACGCAGUGUCCGUGUUGCAUCAAUAGUUCAGACGCUUCCUAUGCGUGAUUUGAGAAAGCUAUCAGCUGAUGAAUGUUGGCUCAUAUUGAAGAAUAAAGCGCUUUCAGGCAGGAAUGCUACUUUAAGUGAAGAUCAGGAAAGAAUUGGAAGGGACAUAGCCAUAAAGUGUGCAGGUCUACCAUUAUUGGCAAAGAUCUUGGGAAGUAUGAUGCACAAAAGGAGUGAAUAUGAAUGGCAGUCCAUUCAAAAUAAUACAAUAUUGGAUAUACCAGAAGAAGAAGAAAGACUAAAGGGGGUUUUGAUGUUGAGUUUUGAUGAACUGAAAUCAUCAUCUUUGAAGCAAUGCUGUGCCUUUUGCUCAAUGUUCAUCAAAGGUUUCACAAUUGAAAAGGAUGACUUGUUUGUUAAAACUGAAGAUCAAUUGGCCGACAUCUUGACAAAAGCUGUAUCAAUACCAGAGGAUGUCUUUCGUUAUUCUAUUAAUACCAAAAGUACCACAUUCAAGAUGCACGAUUUGGUGCAUGAUCUUGCAGAAUUUGUAUCAAAAUCAAAGAUCCAGGACUCUAAUGAGAUUCGACGUGUGCCGCAGUUUUCAGAGAUAAAACUAGAAGGAAUUUCAAAAGGAGCUGCUCAUAAAGUGCGCUCAAUGUUUUUGAUACGUGAAGUUUGUGGUAACAUCUUACCAAGAUUUAAAGGUAUGCGUGUCUUAAAAUUACAGGGGGCUGAAAUUGAUGAGUUGCCAAAUUCAAUUGGAGAGCUGAAACACUUGAGGUAUCUAGAUAUUUCAGCAACAAAUAUCAAAAGGCUCCCCCAAUCUAUUGGCAAGCUUUAUAACCUACAAACGUUAAGAAUGCAUGAACUCAAACUUGAAGAGUUUCCCAAGGAACUGCAAAAUUUGAUCAACUUGAGACAUGUUUCUUUUGAUCCCUUGUAUGCGUAUUCUCCAGUUGGCAUGGGGAGCUUGUAUGUGUAUUAUAAUAUGAAAUAUCCAGUUGGCAUGGGGAGGUUGAAUAAUCUCCGAUCAUUAUCCUUUUUCAUUGUGGGUAAGGAGAGAGGUCGUAAAAUAAAGGAGCUGGGUGGCUUAAAGCAUUUGGAAGGCCAAUUAUCUAUUUAUGAUCUGGAGCAUGUGAGAGAUGGAGAAGAAGCAAAGGAGGCAAAGUUAGCGGAGAAGACAAACAUACGCAGACUAAGGCUUGGAUGGAACUACCAACGAGAAGGCAUCAAUAAUGACAGGGAUGUACUAGAAGGCCUUAAACCGCACUCUGCAUUGGAAAUUUUAGAGAUUCGCAACUUUAGUGGUGAUACAUUUCCACCCUGGAUGAUGUGCGGAGAUUUGUUUUCUUCAUUGAAAAGAUUAACUAUUGAAAAUGCAAAGAACCUAACUGAAUGGAGGACGGAAGAAGCUGCAGUAUUUCCAACAACAGAAAGAAGAGUGGUGUUUUCUCGCCUUGAGGAGAUGGUGUUGAGGGAUUGCCCCAUUCUGGAGUGCAUCCCAAUUACACUCAGUCUCGCAUCCCUCCGUGAAUUGGAGAUUUCAUAUUGUUAUAAAUUAUCUAUUCUACCUGAGGGGCUAGAACGUUGCACCUCUCUUCAAGUGUUGGGAAUAACAGGAUGCUCCAAAAUAACAUCCAUUCCAAUAACACACGGCCUGCCUUCCCUCCGCAAAUUAGAUAUUGUAAAUUGUGAUGAAUUAUCAAGCCUACCGAGUGGGUUACAACAUUGUACCUCUCUUAAGCACUUGUCAAUAAGGCAUUGUGGGAAUCUCAAAGCUAUUCCAAGUUUAGACAGCCUCACACAACUCCAUCUGUUGGAGAUCUAUGACUGUGUUGGAUUAAAAGGUGUACCCCCCAGUGAAUUUCCAGCAUCCCUCACCCGCUUAAAGGUAGUGAAAAUUGGUGGGUUCUGGAAGGAGUUCGAAUCAUUUCCUGCUUUUCAUGUUAUUCCACAACUUGAAACAUUAACCUUGUGGGGUUGGCCGAAGCUCAACUCUCUGCCUGAACAAGUUCAACGCUUCACUUCUCUAACUUCUUUGUCAAUAUCGUCCUUUGACGGCAUGAAGGCUCUUCCAAAUUGGUUGGGAAAUCUUGCAUCUCUUGG
This is a messenger RNA of Prunus avium (sweet cherry), 2777 nucleotides long. The record is from RefSeq and is a predicted model, not a curated record. Lineage: Eukaryota; Viridiplantae; Streptophyta; Magnoliopsida; Rosales; Rosaceae.